AUGAAAUUCAUCACAAGCCUUAUUCUCCUGGCCGCAGCCUAUGUGUCAGCAAAGCCCUCAGGAACAGCAGAGUGUGCAGCGAUCUACCAGAGAUGUAUUGAAACAAUAACACCGCAAGAGUGCAAGAAGACUGAUCGAGAUUGUCUUUGUAAAGCUUGGGAUGAUGUAAUAACAUGUUUGGUCGACUGUCCAAAUACUCCUCGCUACUGGUUAGCGAAAGAAAACGCCAGGGGCUUCUGUACAUAA
Fusarium fujikuroi IMI 58289 is the source of this 246-nucleotide messenger RNA. RefSeq lists its product as uncharacterized. Lineage: Eukaryota; Fungi; Ascomycota; Sordariomycetes; Hypocreales; Nectriaceae. Bases 1 to 246 code for a protein of 81 amino acids. The record is from RefSeq and is a predicted model, not a curated record. The transcript has 3 exons.